Cyclopterus lumpus (lumpfish) is the source of this 5291-nucleotide messenger RNA. It is a transcript of the gene stk10, whose product is annotated as serine/threonine kinase 10. The transcript is spliced from 20 exons. The record is from RefSeq and is a predicted model, not a curated record. The coding region runs from base 502 to 3606 and encodes 1034 amino acids. Gene Ontology annotation, molecular function: protein serine/threonine kinase activity; ATP binding. Gene Ontology annotation, biological process: protein phosphorylation. Lineage: Eukaryota; Metazoa; Chordata; Actinopteri; Perciformes; Cyclopteridae.
GAGUUGCCAGAGGACACGCGCAGCACCAACCCGGACAUGAAGUCCUCUCGCCUCCUCGGCGCGCCGGUGACGACCGCUCGUUCCUUGAAAGAAACUACAUUUCCAUGACGGCAAGUGGGAGGAGGGUUGUUGAGUGUGACGGCGACGGGGCGUUUUCGCCCGGCGAGAAGCAACAAGUGUCUCCCGUGGGCUGUCAAGGUUGGGCGGUUACUCCAUCGUGUUCUCCAGCGGCAGGUGGUCAGCAGCAGCUCUGUGAAUGGGAUUAUGACCGCGGAGCACCUUGGUAGUCAGGGACGGAGCAGAGUCACUUCUCCCAUCUUGCUCAGCGCUCUUGUCAUUUACUCUUGAACGCGGACACUGAAUAUUUGUACAUUUCUGUUUAAUUAGGCGAUUUCGUACGGGCACGUGCCCGCUCGCCUUUUUUUAAUAAUUCUUUUUUUUAAAUUUUUUUUAACUUUUAAAACUUUUUUUAAUUUUGUUUAUGUUGUUGCAUUGUACAUAAUGGCGUUCGCUAGAUUCAGCAGGAUACUCCGGCUGCCUACUCUUGACCUCAAAAAGAAAGUCAAGCAGUAUGAGCACGUUCAUCGGGACAUCAAUCCGAACGAUUUAUGGGAAAUUCUCGGCGAGCUGGGAGACGGCGCGUUUGGAAAAGUCUACAAGGCCAGGAACAAGGAGACGGGGGCUCUGGCUGCAGCCAAAGUGAUCGACACAAAAUGUGAGGAGGAGCUGGAGGACUACAUCGUCGAGAUUGACAUCCUGGCUAAAUGUGACCACCGCUACAUUGUCAAGCUGCUCGACGCGUUUUACCACGACAACAAACUGUGGAUCAUGAUCGAGUUCUGCCCCGGAGGCGCUGUGGAUGCCAUAAUGCUCGAGUUGGAUCGUGGGCUGACGGAGCCACAGAUUAAGGUGGUGUGUCGCGAGAUGCUGGAAGCUCUGGAUUACCUCCACAGAAUGAAGAUCAUCCACAGAGACCUGAAGGCUGGUAACAUCCUGCUCAUGCUGGAUGGGGACAUCAAACUGGCUGAUUUUGGCGUAUCGGCGAAAAACUCCAAAACCUUACAGAGAAGAGAUUCUUUCAUUGGAACGCCAUACUGGAUGGCCCCAGAGGUGGUAAUGUGUGAGACAAUGAAGGACGCCCCAUACGACUACAAGGCUGAUGUCUGGUCUCUAGGAAUCACUCUGAUUGAGCUCGCCCAGAUCGAGCCCCCGCACCAUGAGCUCAACCCCAUGAGGGUGCUGUUGAAGAUCGCCAAGUCGGAGCCUCCCACCCUGGAGCAGCCGCACAAAUGGUCACAGGAGUUUAAGGAUUUCCUGAAGAAAGCUUUGGACAAAAACCCAGAGACUCGUCCGACUGUAGGACAACUCGCGGAGCACCCUUUUGUGAAAUCGGUGACAUCUAACCGUCCGCUGCGGGAGCUGGUGGCCGAGGCCAAGGCUGAAGUCAUGGAGGAAAUAGAGGACAAUAGGGAGGAAGGAGAGGAGGACGACAACAUGGAGCUCACUGUGUCUCCAGGAAAGGAACCGUGCCAGACCAGUCAGACCAGUUUGGAAGGAGAGCAGUCUGUGGACACCCCAAGCCCCACCAUGACCUCCCCGACCACUCCAAUACCGCUGCUUAAGAAGGAGGCCAAGGCAGAUCCACCAACUGAGGAGCAGCCAGGCCCCAUCUUGGUGGUCCCUGUCCCCCUUCUGCGGCAGAACCUCCCCGUGAACGUUCCAGAAGAGUUGGAUGACAAACUGGCCGACGAAGUCAUUCUUGAGUCUGAGAGCGAGGCCUCAACCAAGACCUCCAGCUCAGAUUCGGGAAUUGAGGAUGGGAAGAGCACCCCCACAUCGGAGGAAAAGGUUACUGUGGAGACCCCCGAGACGGAACAGCCCUCAUCUCUCCAGCCGGAGGCAUCUGAGGAACAUGUUGACAUCAUCAUAGACUCAACAGACCCAGAGCUGCCCACGACCCAGGUGGCCGAGGAGGAGAGCAAAGGUGUGGCUAACUGGGGGUUACCAACUCCAGACCCGAGUCCCACUACAGCCACUCCCGCUCCCUCCUUUGCUCCGUCCCCGAUGCAGAGGCAGCCUUCUGAGUCAGAUGGUAGCCCAACCAAGGGUACCCCAAAGCGGACACCGACGGGAGGAAACGCAGAGGGUGUGUCGCCUUAUGUCACUGGAGGGAUUAUAAAAAAGCGGUCCUCUUAUUCAGGCAGCAUGGUGUCGGAGAGCACGGACAUGUCCAUCCACAAGGAGACCAUCUCACUGUCAGCGAGGGACUUCUCAAGUAAGACUCUGAAACGAACCAGGAAGUUUGUUAUUGACGGCGUGGAGGUGAGCGUGACCACCUCCAAGAUCAUCAGGGAUGACGAGAAGAAAGAUGAGGAGAUGAGAUUCCUGAGACGUCAAGAACUGCGUGAGCUCCGUUUUCUGCAGAAGGAGGAGCAACGUGCUCAGGCCGGUCUCAAUGCCAAACUGGAGACGCAGAGAGAACAAAUGCAGAGACGCAUUGACCAGGAGAUGAAUACCAAGAAGAAGCACUACGAUGUGGAGCAGGAGAACCUGGAGAAGCACCAGAAGCAGACCAUUGAGAAGAUGGAGAGUGACCACCACGUUAAACUCAAGGAGGAGACCAGACGUAUCAAAGUAGAACAGGAGCGCGACCGCCACAGGUUUCACGAUCAGAUGAAACUAAAGAAAAAGGAGGUCAAACUAUCGGUUGAUAAGCUGCCCAGGAAUCAGCGUAAAGAAUCCUUGAAACUGAAGAUGAAUUCCUUCCAAGAUAACAAGACAAAAGAUGAGGAAGCAUUCUUGGCAGCUCAGAAGAACCUCCUGGACAAAACGUUGAUAAGAAUCAUCUCCGACAACAAGAAAGAGAUUGCAGUAAUGGAGAAGGGAUGCCUUGACAAGAAACACCAGCUAAUCAGAGAGCGUGAAGCAACAAUAUGGGACCUGGAGAAGAAGAACCUUUACGAGAGACACCAGUUAAUGAAGCAGCAGCUUAAAGACCAGUACUUCCUCCAGAGGCAUCAGCUUCUCAAAAAACACGAGAAGGAACAAGAACAGAUGCAGUGCUACAAUCAGCGAAUGAUUGAGCUCCUGAAAGCUCGGCAGCAGCAGGAGAAGAGCCGGCAGCCGAAGAUCCAGCGUGGCGAGGCGAAGACCCGCAUGGCCAUGUUCAAGAAAAGCCUCCGCAUCAACUCAACGGGCAGCAACUCGGAGGACCGAGAGAAAGUCAAACAGUUUUCUCUGCAGGAGGAGAGACGGCAGAAGGCAGAGAGGCUCCAUCAGCAGCAGAAGCACGACAACCAGAUGAGAGAGAUGAUCGGCCAGUGCGACGCCAACAUCAGAGAGCUGCAGCAGCUACAGAAUGAGAAAUGUCACCUGUUGGUUGAGAAUGAGACUCAGAGACUCAAGCACUUGGAUGAACAACACAACCAGCUGCUGAAGGACUGGAGGGAUCAGCUGAAACCCAGAAAGAUGGCCCUUGAAGAUGAGCUAAAGAUGAAGAAAAAGGAGCAGAAGGCUUUCUUUCGGAUGAGUCAGAGUUCCGAAAGCCCAAGUUCUCCCAACAAACUCUCCAAGUUUGUGCCCUACCAAGACUCGUCCACAACAUAAAAACAUCCUCCGUGACUUUGCACAAUAUUUCCUCCCCCCCCCCCCCCCCCCCCUCCCUCACUGGUCCAUACACAGGCCUUACAACAGCCUGCUGCCUCAGUUUUAAUUUGCUUUGCCUGUGAUGGCAGCAUUAUCCCUCCAUUGGGUUCCUUUUAAUGUUUUAGUGAAUAUUUGUUUUUUACUAAUGUUCUAAGGUUUUUUUGUUGUGUUUUUGUUUUAAUUGUUGUCGUAUUUGAUGGAUUUAAAACUCAUAUGCUUCACAUGACUCAAUUACAUUACAUCUGCUCCCAUAGUGUUUUUAAUUUCCUUUUUAUGGUCCGGUCUUCUUCCUAUUGCCCACCAGUGAAACGUGAAGGUAGUAAUAUCUUGGGCGGAGGAUACCAAAAAUAGUUAUUAGUCUUAAUGAGUAUGUAUUGAAGAGGAAAAUACAAUUUUGUUGGGAAUAAAUUAUUUUUGCGUUUGGAGGAAGUAUCUUUUGUUUGUAUGAGAACUGGUGAGCCAGUACAUAAGCACUUUUUUUGUUUUAAUUACCAGUGCCGUCUUCCAAAUAUUAUAACCAAAAACACACCCAAAAUGAAUUUGAUAGCCAGUGACCAUUUUCUUAUUUUUCCUACUUUCUGUAUGCCUUGGCUCAUUGAUCCGGUUGGUCCAUAAGUUAUAUAGCAGCUAAUAUCUGCUUUUAUUUAUUUUCAACAACCAUAUCCAGAUUUAUCACUGUAAAUUUUUAAUUUAGAUAUAUUCUCAUUUUGUUUUAACAGCCCUGGUAUGUGGACUGUGCUUAUUAUUUUGUAUUGUGUUUGAAAUGGGGGAUGGGGCUAAAAUCCAGAUCACAAUUCUUUUUUUUUUGGUAUGAUUAUUUGGGAAUGGUUUUUGACCGAUGAGGACUGACUCAUUGUUAUUCACAGUGCGUUGCUAUUAUGACAUUUGUUUUUCUGUUGUAUUUUUACUGUAAAAUUCAGUCACACUGGAUGGGGACCGAUGAAGCCAAAGCAAAAAUACUGUUGUUCUUUAAAGGACGUUGGAUAGGGGAUUUAAAUUAAAAGAAAUGUACUAAGUGUAUAAUUGUUAUACCGUGUGCAGUAAAUGCGCUGCCUGCUAACCAAAGUGCAAUAUUACAUGUAUGUCUUUGCUUAAAGAGGUUUGUUUGUGUCUUCCUUUGCACUGAGAGGGGGAAUAAUAUGAUUAACUCCAAAAAUAGAUUUAACAACCUUUUUUUGAAAGACAGCAUUGCUUAGAAAUGAUUCAAUCUUCAUAUUAUUAAUAUUUUGAAAGCAAUGAUCAUAAUCUGAUUUUAUAACAUAAUUCUUAAUAUCAUUUUAUGGGAGUGCAACAAUUCAGCCUGCUGUAAGAUGGCUCCAGAUGUUAAAUCUUAAACUGAAACUUUGCAGCUCAGGAACUUGUUGGAUGAGAGAAAGUGUUUUUUUUUGUUGUUUUUUUUAGCCUGCAGAGUUCCAUUAAUCCAGGUCAAUAAUCGGGUACAGCUUUAUCUUUCUCUUCCUCUCAAAAGUAUUUAAAUAUGUUGUAAAAAUUCUCUUUUUUGCCGUGUUUAAUGGCUGCAUGUAUGCCUCCCUCUCCGCCUCAGUUUACAUGAUAUUGUUUGUAUGGAGGGGUUACGAGUGUGAAUGAAGCUGUAACGGAAGGAACCACUGUUGUAAAAUACUCAAUAAAAGCAGAUUUUUUUUUAA